Messenger RNA from Lineus longissimus, 2381 nucleotides. Its product is annotated as zinc finger protein 768-like. The coding region runs from base 248 to 1831 and encodes 527 amino acids. Gene Ontology annotation, molecular function: RNA polymerase II cis-regulatory region sequence-specific DNA binding; DNA-binding transcription factor activity, RNA polymerase II-specific. Gene Ontology annotation, cellular component: nucleus. The record is from RefSeq and is a predicted model, not a curated record. The transcript has 4 exons. Gene Ontology annotation, biological process: urogenital system development; embryo development; regulation of transcription by RNA polymerase II. Lineage: Eukaryota; Metazoa; Nemertea; Pilidiophora; Heteronemertea; Lineidae.
GUUGCGGCGAACCUGGAAUUCAUUAAAAUAUCAUUAACGACGACCACCGAUGAGAUUGAGAACAAAAGCGACUUUUUCUCCUCAUAAAAACACUGAUUUCACCGGAUCUUUUUGAUACGAUUUGUAAAAAACAGUGACUUACUUAUAUUUAAAUCGAUAUUUCCAAUUAGCAACACGAGAAUCUUGAAACAUCCGCUCCAGAUGUCCCAUGUGAAGCGUGUACGGAAAGCAAUGCACUAGUUGACUGAUGAUGAAGGACAGCACCAUGGCAACGCCAGAGUCUACAGAAGAGAAGAGCAGCCCCUUCCAAAACAUGCAAACAGAGCUGCAUUCUAAAGGAGCCGUGCUGACCAAGGCGUGGUCAGAUCUAUUCAGUUUCAUCACAAAUUACCAGUGUGAGCUGACGGUCAAAGAAAAUGCUGUGGAAAUUGCUGAAAGAGAAAUUGAAGUGCGCAGAAAACAACUUGAGGAAAUGAAGCCAGCAAUGAACUGUGGUAACGAAGAGAUCGAGAAGUUACAAGAUGAGAUUCAGCUGAAGGAAAGUCGUUUAAAACUUUCACAAUCAGAACUUUCAGCAAGAGAGCAAAUGUUGAAGCAAUUGCAAUUGGAUUUGAGUUGCAACAGAGAACUUUCAGAGAAGUUGAGAUGUGAACUUUUAGAAAAGCAAUCAGAACUGAUGCGAAAUUGUAGUGAUUUAGAACAAUUGAAAUCUGAAUUGGUUAUCAAACAAGAACAGAUUCAGAUUAAGGACAAUUUAUUAAAAAAGAUGCAGUCUGAGAUGAUGAGGGAGAAUGCUGAGUUAAAGGAGCAGUUGGAGCUGGAGAGACGGACUCUUGAAUUGGAGCGAAGAUCACAUGAACAAACAAAGCGGAUUCUAAGUGAAAACAGAGGAAAAUCGAAAUCGUAUGGUGCUGGUCCAUCUCAGAGUGUGAUUGAGAUACCUGAUUCUCCACCAACGUUAGAUCUGUCUGUUGAACAAUCAAAUUACGGACUUGCAAACAUUAUCUCAAUGACAGAGGCACAAACGAGCCGCUCACAGUCAAUGGAGGACAUUUACUCGGGAAUUCGGGUUUCCCUGCCCAACGCAGAAAGUGCAUUAUCACGGAUGGCAGCUUUGAGCAGUGGUCCCUUGUCUUCACCACAUACUCCUGAUACUGCUAUGCCCAAACAUCAUCAUACACAAUGGAGAGCAGAGUCACCAACAAUAACAUCUCCACGAUCAAAAAUUCCAAGGCAAUCUCCAUCAUUGUCACAAACUUUACCUCAAAGUGAUAGUUUUACACCCACUGGUGCUUCAAACAUGAGCGAUGUGUACUUUCCACUGAGUACAUCACAAGAAUCUCAUAAUCAAAGUGGUAUUGACACUUCUAAUUCAAUGUUUGACACUGACAUCAAGAUGCAUGGUCAGAUUUCAAGUGCAAUGCCUGGGACUCCAAGUUCUGGGACCAGUGAUAGCUGUCAAGCUGCCCCUGUACCAAUCUCUGGGCCCAUUCCCUCUGGGGCCAUGUCACCAGUUAGUGGUUUCGGUAUGCCAUUCGGAUCGUUACAACAAGAGGGUCCUGAUGGAAAGGAAGGUCACCCAUUCCAGCCUCUCAGACUGGGAAGUACAAAAUGGCCGCCUGGGAAUAGUUCCAUGACAUCAAAACACAUAUAUAAAAGAUCCCACACAGGAAUCAUGUGCUCAGUUUGUGGCAAGCCAUUUGCCAGUAAGAGUGCUUUAAAAAUUCACUCUCGGAGUCAUACUGGAGAGAACCCCUUUUCGUGUCAAUAUUGUCAUCGCACUUUUAGGCAUAAACAGAAUCGAGAUGUGCACCAGUUCAAGCAUAUGUAGAAACUGUCAUCUUUGUCACAGUGGCAGUGAUAAUGUUGGAAGACAUUGUCUGGUACGUGUAGGAAGUUCCAAAUGGGAAGUUAAAAACCAGAGCCGCAUGGUUAUGAUGGUGAAAAUCUAUUUUCGUGAUUUUCAAAAUCUCAUGCACACAAGUUUACAGGUUUGAUUCUAUUGCUGUUCUCUGUGACAAACGAUUGUACCUGCAGACAAGCAGUACAUGUACAUGUUUAGUUGAAAUAGUAAUAAAGAUGUGUUAUAAUGUUGUCUUUGCUGUUGAUGUGAUUUACAUAGCCUUCAAUGGCAUCCCCAACUCAAUUUCAAACCAUUUUGUUUCACUUCAAUUCAUUGUGGUGAUCACUUUAGGCAGGGGUACAACUUCUUCAGGAUUUUUCCCAUCCCAAAUUUUGGAAAACCAGCAGCCGGUUUAAUGUGAAAUGCAUUUUUGCAUUAUUGACCUGAUGACCUUAAUAAAUACACUCUUAUAAACGCUCUGCAAUUACCAUUAUGGACUGUGAGUUGUAGAUUUUGAGUAAACAUUGGUUUCGUUUUG